Molecule: messenger RNA, 2805 nt
Organism: Strongylocentrotus purpuratus (purple sea urchin)
Lineage: Eukaryota; Metazoa; Echinodermata; Echinoidea; Camarodonta; Strongylocentrotidae
Product: adhesion G-protein coupled receptor G6
Exons: 11
Coding region: 99-2282 (727 amino acids)
Biological process (GO): G protein-coupled receptor signaling pathway; cell surface receptor signaling pathway
Cellular component (GO): membrane
Molecular function (GO): G protein-coupled receptor activity
Source: RefSeq, a predicted model, not a curated record
AGGCAGUGUUUGAGGCGCCUGAAACUGAGAGUGACACCAAUGGUACUAUUUACAUUCACGUGAAUCAACUUCUACCAGAUGACGGUGUAUUGGUUGAUAUGAGAGCUUACAUAGCCAACAGUAGCAUGAGUACACAAGAAGAAAUAGACCUGCUGUGGAGCGGAUUAUCCUCUGUGGCGAAAAGCUCUGACGGUUUCUUUGACCCUUCCACCCUUCUGGUACUAAGUACAGUUUUAUGUCCAAACACCUCUUGGUCAUCUCCGUAUGGUAUUGUCCAGUUUUCGUCAGGAGACCUUCAUUCGUGGAUUGAAUCGAGUGGAGAAUGUCCAUUUUUCACCAUCAAGGAUGGAGAGCCAAUAGCACGAGCCGUCUGCUCCGGUGAUUAUAUCUAUCCUUGUGCAUGGGUACCUUCAGAUAACUGCGGUGUCAAUAAAACAGCUGAUCAACUCUUAAUCUACUUAGAAGAGAAUCUGAUGACUGGUGAAAGCGACAUUCAGGACGCCCUGUCAGUAUUGACUGGGAUCUCCCAAGACACGAAUGUUACUUCUGCUGGGGUCGAUGCUGCCUUUGACAUCAUUCACCAGACAGGGUCGAUUUCUCAACCAACCCAAGAGAAUGUUGCCUCAGUCGUGGACAUCGUAAGCAACCUGGCCACGUUAGACCAAUCCCUCACCAUGGAUGCUGAGAAGAAGAAUGGUGCUGUCAGCAGAGCCACCAUGGCCUUGGAGAAAAUCCUUCUAGCAGUCAAUGUGCCAUCCAACCAGACCUUCCAACAAGUGGCACCAAACCUAGUGGUACAGGUAAUCAACUCUGAGUCUGAUGGUGUCCGUGAUGGGAUUGCCUUCUCCAUCAUCGGCGAUGACAGCCAAUCCUUUGAUGAUAGUGACAUCCAGCUAUCCACCAACAAUCUCGGCAAUGGUAACCGAGGUGGUGUUGUCCAAGCAUCAGUCGUCAUUGGGCCAGAGACCAUUGAUGAAGGCACCGUGGGGAAUAUAGCAUUUACUGUGUUCCGAGACGAUGCAUUGUUUGUAAUGGACGGUGGUCAAGACAAUCAGGUGGGAAGCAAUGAUGGGCGUCGCAAUAUCACGGUCAAUACUAAUAUCAUCGGAGCGAGCCUUGGUACGAGUGAAACCAAACCUCUGAAUGAUCCGGUCACCAUAACACUGGAACACAAACAGCGAAAUGCAACAAAUCCGCAGUGUGUCUAUUGGGAAUAUUCCACUAAUGCUUGGUCAAGCGAUGGCUGUGUUUUGACAAUCACUUCCGAGACACAUACCGAAUGCCAGUGCAAUCAUCUAACAAGUUUUGCUGUUCUUAUGGAUGUGAGUGGGAUCCCCAGAAGAUCUGAGAGAGUUGAACAAGUGUUUGGGAUUCUCAGCUACAUAGGAUGUUCUCUCUCUAUUGUAGGCCUCUUGGUGACCCUGGCUGUCUACGGCACUGAUAGGCACAUCCGGAUCUUAAUGUGUCUCUGCAUCACGCUCCUCUUCCUGUACGUCUUCUUCAUCAUCAUGACAGCACUCGACCGAUAUCCUGGAGAACCCGAGGUCGGUCCAGGUCUGUGUGGGGUCAUCGCCGCUGUCCUCCACUUCACCACGCUCUCAUCGAUGUCCUGGAUGGGCGUUGAAGGGAUAAACAUGUUCCUAAUGGUUGUCCGUGUCAUGGACUCGUAUAUCCCACUCUUCAUGAUGAAAGCCUCCACCAUUGCAUGGGGAAUACCUGCUGCGAUAGUAAUCCUUACUGGUGUUAUCUCGAGACAGAAUUACGCCAACUCCGACUACUGUUUUCUUCAGAAAUGGCCACUCGUAGGCGGUCUGCUCAUCCCAAUGGCCUUCAUUCUCGCUCUUAAUCUGAUCAUCUUCGCUCUCGUUAUGCGUCGUCUCAUGCGCAUCAAAUCGGGUGGCAGGAAUGCUAGCGAGUUAAAAUCAGAAGCCCGCCACGAGAUCAUGCGCCGUCUCACAAACGGGAUCGGCGUCCUCCUCCUACUUGGUUUGACCUGGCUCGUUGGAUACUUCACCGUGAUCGAACAACUCAAUCUCGCAGUCCAUGUCAUCUUCAUUCUACUCAACUCUCUCCAAGGAUUCUUCAUCUUUGUUUUCUACGUUCUCCGACAACCGCAAAGCCGUGCGCAUUUGCGGGAACACAUGGGUUGCUGUCUCCACGAUUCACCCUUGACGACAAAUGCAGGUCCGAUGAGUAUGAAACAGACUACGAUGACAGGAACAGAGAAUUCGAUUAACAAGUCUGUGUUGAGUGAAUCUGAUAUUGAUGUAAAAUAUCCAUGACGAAGUAUGUGAGUAAUGCAUUACCCUAAAUUACUCACAUUUCUUUUCAACAUUCAAUUUUGGUAUAGGCCCAAUCAUUUGUAAAACUCUGAGUCUAGUCAACUGUAAUCACUCUACUUAAAACAAUUUGAAAGAUUAACAAAAAAAAACUGACACAACAAAACUUGAAGUAUUUACAUUCGCUGACAUCAUAUCUGAAGCUACAAAAUAACAAUUAUGGAAUGCUGUAUAGAUAUUUCGAUUGGUUUUCAUAUAAGAUAACAUUAAACAAAAAGAUUAACAUACUUGUUGUAAUAUGAACCAUUGAAAUACUAAUCGUUUAUGUGCAUGGUGGAUGCUUAGAAUAUGUAGCAUUUUUUAAAUAUAUCUUCUGGUCAAGUUAAUUUGUUUCCCAAAAUGUAAAUACAAUAUUUGUUACCUUUCUGUUACUCCGUUGGGUAAAAUUGAGUAAAUUUUGAACUUGUAUGUUUGUUAGAUAAAAUAUUACUGGAUAAAUCUGUUCCCAAUUAGGGUACAUCAUACC